Molecule: messenger RNA, 2610 nt
Organism: Aaosphaeria arxii CBS 175.79
Lineage: Eukaryota; Fungi; Ascomycota; Dothideomycetes; Pleosporales
Product: acetoacetate-CoA ligase
Exons: 3
Coding region: 106-2229 (707 amino acids)
Biological process (GO): lipid metabolic process
Cellular component (GO): cytosol
Molecular function (GO): acetoacetate-CoA ligase activity
Source: RefSeq, a predicted model, not a curated record
CCCCGACUUGCUCCUAAUCUCAAAGCCUACGGUAACCGUCCCACCAAGAUUCAAAUUCGGGGACCCAAAAUUUAUAUUUACCUUUAUCACUCUUCUCCUCGCAAUAUGAGCACAACCAACGGUCAAUCGCGCAGGCGCGCAGUCAGCGACUACUAUGGCGACUUCAUCACCAGCAAUGGUAAACCCUCGGCUAAAGUUCUCUGGCGACAUCCCGCUCCAAGCACAACCCCGAUGUCGCGAUUCAUGCAGGACAUAAACCAGAGAUAUGGGUUGCAAUUGGAUACAUACGACGACCUUCAUGCUUGGAGUGUCAAGAACAUUGCAAAGUUCUGGGGCAGAGCCUGGGCAUUCCUAGGUGUCAGGGCCAGCACUCAAGCAUCCUCGAUAAUCAAUGAGCGUGCCCCUAUGUUUCCUCGACCCGACUUCUUCAAAGGUGCUACCCUCAAUUUCGCUGAGAACCUUCUAUUCCCUACCCAAGAGGUCGACCCCGACAGCCCAGCUAUCAUCGCCGCGACCGAGAUCUCACGCGAGACCGUGACAUGGGAACAACUGCGUGAACAGGUCAAACAAUGCCAGACAGGACUGCUAUCACUGGGCGUAAAGGAGGGUGAUCGCAUAGCGGGAUAUGUUGCCAAUCACACAAAUGCUCUGGUUGCCAUGCUGGCUGCCACCAGCUUGGGUGCUAUUUGGACCGCUGUCAGUCCAGAUACUGGGGUUCAUGCUGUGCUAGAGCGUCUAAGACAGAUUGAGCCAAUUGUUCUCUUUGCAGACAAUGCAGCGUUCUACAAUGGUCGUGCGCAUCCGGUUGUGCCUAAGGUCACCGAGAUCGCUUCAGCUUUGCCUUCCCUGAAAGCGGUUGUCUUAUUCCCGACUGUUGCAUCGGUAUCUACUGAUGCUUCCUCCAUCGCUUUUACUUCAGGGAAGGCUUACGACUACCAUACAUUCACGACUUUACAAAAAUCGGGCCCUCUGACUUUCAAGCAGCUACCUGCUGAUCAUCCAGUCUAUAUUCUCUACUCUUCAGGCACCACCGGGAAACCGAAAUGUAUCGUUCAUGGCGCUAUUGGUACUUUGCUCCAACACAAGAAGGAACAUCAAUUGCACUGUUCAAUCACCCCUGAAUCUCGACUUUUCUACUUCACUACUUGCACAUGGAUGAUGUGGCAUUGGUUGGUAUCAGGACUAGCCUCCGGUGCCACUCUCGUUCUUUACGACGGUUCCCCUUUCCGCUAUGUUUCUUCCGCCGACCCCACCACGUCCGAGGCUGAUGAUCUUGCAAUGCAUCGACUCAUCGACGAAUUCGGUAUCACUCACUUCGGUACCAGUGCCAAGUAUCUAUCCGUCCUAGAGCAGAAAGACGUGUCCCCAAGCGCCGCUGGAUUAUCUUUGGAGACUCUGGAAGCAAUCUACUCGACGGGAUCCCCACUGGCCCCAUCAACUUUCUCCUACGUCUACAAGGCUUUCCCUUCCAAGAUAAACCUUGGCAGCAUUACAGGAGGAACAGAUAUCAUAUCGCUCUUCGGCGCUCCCAACCCACUUAUUCCUGUCUAUGAGGGAGAGAUCCAAGCUGCUGGUUUGGGCAUGGACAUCCGUGCGUUCGACUACACAGGACAGGACAUCACGGAAACCGGCGAGCCAGGCGAUUUGGUAUGCGCGAGGCCGUUUAUUUGUCAACCAGUUGCCUUCUGGGGAACCGAUGGAGAAGCCAAAUAUCGCAGCAGCUACUUCGAUAAAUUCACCGGGGUGCGAGACCAGCCGAUCUGGCACCACGGUGACUUCGUCCGUUUCGAUCCCGAAACCGGAGGCAUCUGGAUGCUUGGUCGCAGCGAUGGAAUUUUGAAGCCUUCUGGUGUCAGGUUCGGGUCGGCAGAAAUUUACAAUGUCCUCCUUGAGCACUUUGCCGAUGAAAUCUCUGAUGCUCUUUGCAUCGGGCGAAGGCGGGAAGAGGAUUCCGACGAGACAGUUUGUUUGUUUUUGAAAAUGGCGGAUGACCAGAAGUUUACCCCCGACCUCGUAAACCAAAUUAAGGUUGCUGUCAGGCAAGCUUUGAGCGCGAGGCAUGUUCCCGGAGUGAUAGACGAAUGUCCAGAAAUACCGGUCACAACAAAUGGAAAGAAGGUUGAAGGCGCCGUGAAGCAAAUUUUAUGCGGUUUGAAUGUCAAAACAUCAGCAAGCGUAGCGAAUGCAGAGUGUUUAGACUGGUACAGGGAAUGGGCCAAAACACAUUAAAGAUAUUGUCAUAAUGUUUUCUUAGGAUUAGUAGAAGUAAGAUAUACUUUUGGAUACUAAUAGAACAUAGAAAGGACGGAGGUUAUUAGACAAUCACAGAUACUCACGAAUGAACAAACAUUUCAACAAGCAAACCAAAGGUGAUUAGAUAUUGCGCCUCGCCCAUCAACAUCUUUCAAUCUGCCACAACUCAACUCCACCAUAACUGAAUUAUACCAUAAUUCAGCUCCACCAAGAAGCAACAUGAGCCAGUUCGUUCCGCAAGGAAAUUCCUUCUCCACCAUGCCACUGGCAGUCGAUCUGCUACAUGAUUAUCUCCUACGUCUCAUGGCAACCGAUGCCGAGCUGCAAUAUCCUCAAAAACGACAGCUUGCAAGUAAG